UAAGUAUUAUCGGAUAUCCCGUACUACGUCAAGUACAAACGGACAAGAUGUUUACAUUAGUACAUUUGAACUUGAGUGUAUAAAUCUGAUUUGUAAAUAUCUCGUUCCGCUGGACAUUAUAGUGUUAAAAGGAUUAUGAAGGAAUGGCGAAAAGUUACGAUCACUUGUUUAAAAUUUUACUGAUCGGUGACUCAGGUGUCGAUAAAACGCAAAUUUUGUUUGCGUUUACGGAAGGCGAAUAUACAUCUAAGUUUGUGUCAACUAUAGGUAUUGACUUCAGAAUAAAACAUAUUGAGCUGGCUGGAAAGAGAAUCAAACUGCAAAUAUGGGACACUGCAGGUCAGGAUCGGUUCAGGACAGUUACAACAGCUUAUUACAGAGCCGCAACGGGUAUAAUGUUGGUGUAUGACAUUACAAAUGAUAGAUCGUUUCGACACAUAGAAGAUUGGCUGAGGCAGGUGAAGGAGUAUGCUGAGGCACGUACACAAAUAAUCCUUAUAGGAAACAAAUUGGAUUUGAACUCUAAGAGGCAGGUCAGGGAAGAGGAAGGAAAAAAGCUUGCGUCGGCAAACGGAAUUAAGUUCAUUGAAGUAAGUUCGAAGGAAAGGAUCAAUAUAGACAAAGCAUUUAUUACCCUAACAGAAGAUAUGUUAAAUGUCGCCGAAAAGCGGGCAUAUGAACCUUUUCAGUAUGGAAAACUACCGACUGAAAGUAAAGCUCAAAAAGAUUCCGAGAGUGCGAAAGAAACGAGUAUUUUGAGAAGACUUCUUCAGCCAUUCUUUGGUGGAAAGACACAAGCAGCCACAUCGGUUCCAGAUGAGAUCAAGCAAGACCCGUAUGCGCUCGAUCUAUACGAAAAAGCUUUGAGAGACGGCACAGAGACGGACAGGUCCAUUCGUAUUAACAUCGUUGGAAACUACAGACAAGGUAAAACAUCGCUAAUGAGAAGGCUUUUAGGAAAGAAAGUCACUGAUGUUUCAAGUACGGAUGGUAUAGAUGUCAUCCAUUACAAAUGCUGUCGUACAGUAGAUGGGAAAUUUUCUUUUAGAACAGCUGAAGUGAAUGAUAAAUCUGACAUAGUAGAGCGGCUGGUUUCUGUUGCUUUGUCAUCAAACAGCGAACAACUAAAAGAUGAACCAAGUAUUACACAAUCAGUCAUUUAUCAGAGGGAACCUAAAUUAGAAACGGUAACAGCUAGGACAAAUACCGACUAUUCUGAAAUGGCGGAGAUAAAUAAGGGUGAGAAAGUAUUGCCGAUCCCAGACCGUCAAAUGAAAGGAAUGAGAAGUUCACCUUAUAUCGAUGUAGCGUCCUCAAGUGAUUUUGAAGACAAUGAAAAUAUUGUAAAAAAGAGCAAAAAGACCAUUUUGUCUGUUAAAGAGAAGGAAUUUCAAACAUUUUCAAGAGAAUUCAAUAAAAGAAAAUUGCAGUCGUCAACCAAGGCAACCCAAACAUUGUUUGACAUAUGGGAUUUCGGCGGCCAACAUAUAUUCUAUGCCACACAUACGCUAUUUCACAGUAAAAAUGCGAUUUACUUGUUGGUAUUUGAUCUCUCUGUGGACUUAAAGAGCGUGAGUGUUGAUGAAGAUUUUCCAAAAGAAUCUGAUGACCAAGAUUUGGAGUAUUUUCUUCAUUUUUGGAUGAAUUCCAUUCAUUCAUUUGUUGGCUCUGAGGAUGGUUUUAAGCCUACAGUAAUUCUCGUAGGUACACACAAAGACAAAGUAAAGGGAAACGCAAAAGACAAACGUCAAUACAUUGAACAAUACUUCAAUCAAAUAAGAACAAGUUUUGAUGGAACUAAGUUGUUAAAUCAUAUACAUUCCGAGGACUUUGCAGUUGACAAUUCCAUUGGGAAUGAUGAAACUGUUUCAGCGCUACGCGCAACAGUCGUAAGACUUGGAAAUGCUCAGUCAAAGGCAAUAAAAAUUCCAGCAAAAUGGAUUCAGUUGGAAAAAGCACUGACGGAUAGGAAACAUAUCAAAAUAAUACCGUUUGAGCUUGUGCUAGCCAUUGACGAGCAAACUGAAGUUCCUAUCGGUGAUCCAGAACAGAUCAAACUAUUUCUACGGUAUCAUCAUGGCAAAGGAACGUUCACAUAUUUUGAUGAGGAACCGCUAUCAGAGCACGUUGUUCUUGAUCCCCAGUAUUUAAUAGACGCCUUCAAAUGCAUCAUCACAAGUGAACGUUUCUGCACAAAUAACCCCGAAAUAAGGCCUCUUUGGAAGAUGCUACAGACAGACGGAAGACUAGAAGUAGCUUUGAUUGACAAACAGUGGGGUAAGGAUGGUAACAAAAUGUUCAUGGAACACAAAGAAGUAUUGAUCUUAUUUCUCACUAAACACCACAUCAUUUCAGAGGCAACAAGAUUUGAUGACACUACACAGCAAUCAACACGGCUUGGUUGGUUUGUUGUUCCAAGCUUAUUAAAAGUCCACUUACCACAGGUGGAAAUUCAACAAUUCCUUAAAGGAAGGAAACAAACCAUUGUCCGUUUUGUGAUGUCCUUUGGUAACUCAACCAUAGUUCCAACGAUAUACCAUCGUCUUAUGGCAGCUCUUAUCGGAAAAUGGCCAAUUGCACAACUGGGCACAAAACCUCUAAUUUCUAAAGACAAAUGUAUUGUUCUAUUGAAUAUGGAUCACGCUGGUGUAGCGGAAUUGGGGUUUGAUACUAUUGAACUAACAGUUGUAAGCCUGUGCCAUUCUUCAGCUGUUCAUCCUGAACAAGCCGAUGUCUUAAGACGGUUUGCAGAAGCACUUAUUCUUCAUGAGUUUUCUAAGCUGGAAAGAAAGCAUGAUAGUCACUCAAAACCGUACAAAACGACAUACAGAUGUAACCAUGAGAUGCACAAUGGGAGCGGAAGCAUAAAAGUCUUAGAAAUCGACAAUCCGGUUAACAAAAACCUCAUUCCGUGCCCAGACUUGAUCGCACAUGAUGUAGAUGUUAUAAAAGCAAGGGAUGAGUGGUUUCAAGACCAUUCGGAGAAAAUAUCAGUUUCGAAAGUAGAACUAAAUGACAAGGUUUUGAGUAAAAUUUCAAGAUGCAUAGGAAAUAACUGGCAAAUGCUUGGAUUAGAGCUUGGUUUGACACAAGUAGAUAUAGAACAAAUAUCUGAGGACAAUCCGCAUAAAACUGCAAUGAAGAUAUACUACAUGUUAAAAUGCUGGUGUCGUCAAAAUGCAGAAUUAGCAGAUAUGAAUGUCUUGGUACAGAAAAUGCAAGAAUGCCCAUAUGUGAGUAUCCAAUGGGAUGCAAUAAGAAACAUUGUGGAUGAAAUGAAGUACUCAACCGCUUCAUCAAGGUCUUGCGUCGUAAUACCACCGCUCUCCCCUCCAAAUAAAAUAUCCAAGAUACUAUUGACGUUACCAGAGAGUUUAGCAACAUUAUAUGUUAUUCUUGCUAUUGUUGUUAUUGCGAUAGCAAUAGACAAGGAUCCAAGUUUUCUAAUUGUUGGAAACAAGUCUGAUGCAGAAUCAAGAACAAUCAGUAGAGAAAGGGCUGAACAGUAUGCUGCAGAUAUUGGAGCUGGAUUCAUUGAGGUGAGCGCAAAAACAUCGGUUGGAAUAGACGAGGCAUUCUGUAUGAUAGCAAAGAAUAUAAAAUCAAAGAUAGAUCGAAAAAAAGUUGAAGAGGAAAACGAAAACAAAGCUUUGGCAUCCAGAGGAGCAUGGAAUAUGUUUGACUGGAUGUAUACGAACCCGGUCGAUAUUCCAGAGGUUAAAAAAGAAAACAAAGCAAUUGCCUGGACAUCAACAGGGAAAAUGUUUAACUGGAUAUACCCGUACUUUGGUUGGAACACACCUAAAAGCGCGAACAGAGUUCCAGAAGAACUUAAGCAAGAUCCAUACACACUAGAACUAUAUAGGCUCGCUUUAUUAGAAGGUAAAGAGCUUGAUCGGUCCAUCCGCGUGAAUAUUGUCGGAAACUAUGGGCAAGGAAAGACAACCCUGAUGAGACGGAUUCUUAAAAAGAGCAUAGAGAACGUUGAAAGUACAAAUGCAAUAGAUGUUGAACACUAUAUCUGCCAGCGAACACUGGAAGGGAAACUUUCUUACAAUAAUUCCGAUGACCUGGAUUUUUCGGGGACCAUGAAACGACUGGUGGCUGUUGCUCGAUCUACUAAAGAAUAUUUCAAGGACAAAUUGUCAUUUCUUGAAGCAAUGGAGCAGAAUUCGUGUUCGGGCGAUGAAAACGAUGAAAAAACAAACGAGAAUGUGCCGGAAACUGAAGAAGCAUUUGAAAUUAGUGGAGAGCAUGAAAAACAGAGCGAUACAAUUUCUGGAUCUAAAACGUCUAGAAGUAGUACAGAUGAUGGAUGUCACGAAGGAAUAUCAGCGAAUAUGCUAGAAAAGCGUUCCAUUUUGUCAGAAGAAGGUAAAAUGCGGUUUGCACUGGAGCUGAGUCAAGAGAACUCAACAGAGUCCAAUGGUGAUAUGGACACGUCGAUCGAAUUUUGGGACUUUGGUGGGCAGUUCAUAUUCUACGCUACACACACAAUGUUUCACAGCAGGAAGGCGAUCUAUCUCUUGGUCUUAGAUUUAACAUCCAACCUAAAUGAAAUAGCAGUAGAUCAAGACUUCCCGACUGAGUCGCAUGAAAGGAGCAUGGAAUAUUUUGUAAGAUUUUGGCUGAACUCCAUUCACUCCUUCGUCGGAUCGGAAAACGGAUUUGAACCUACUGUCAUACUUGUUGGAACACAUAAAGAUAAACUAAAAGGAGAUGUCAGUAGAAAAGUGGAGACUUUCUUUGAAAAUAUUCGAAGCCUUUUUGAUGGUACAAAACUCUUAAAUCAUCUUUACCGCGAAGAUUUUGCAGUAGAUAAUACUUCUGAAAAUGAUGAAGGUGUAUCCGAGUUACGUGAAGCUAUCUACUACAUCGGUAAUGAAAAAGCAAAAACAGAAGAAAUUCCAGCACAGUGGAUUCAGCUGGAAAAGUCUCUGAAAGAAAAGGUUCGUUUGAAAAUAAUCUCCUUUCAAUUUGUAAUGGAAAUCGAUGCUUCAAAUGAAUAUCCACUAAGAUCUGCUGAACAAGUGAAACUUUUUCUCCAGUACCAUCAUGCCAAGGGAACGUUCAUCUACUUUGACGAGGAACCAAUAUCUUCACACGUCGUGCUGGAUCCGCAAUACUUGAUUGAUGCUUUCAAAUGCAUCAUUACAAGUGCACGUUUCUGCAAGAAUGAUCCAGAAAUUCGGCCAUUGUUUACAAAGCUUCAAGUUGAAGGAAGACUGGAAAUGCCUUUAAUUGACAGACAGUGGAGUAAAAAUCCUGAAUCUAUGUAUACAGAACACAAGAAAAUAUUACUAGCGUUUCUAACAAAACACUACAUCAUCUCUGAGGCUACCGAAUAUGAUGAAGACACAAAAUGUGCAACAGGUCUUGGAUGGUAUGUGGUUCCAAGUUUAUUGAGAGAUCAGGCUCCUGAAGAGGAAUUUGAAACCUUUUUGGCCGGGAAAAUGCAAACAAAACUACGUUUUGUGCUUGAACUUAGCAACUCAACAAUAGUUCCAACAGUCUACCAUAAACUGAUCGCGGGAACAAUCGGUAAGUGGCCGGUCGUUCACUUUCGGGACAAGCCAUUAAUGUACAAAAAUGUAUGCGUAGUAAGACUUAACGAACAUCAUGUUGGCAUAUCUGAUAUGAGAACUGAAACAAUUGAAUUAACGGUUGCAAUUUUCUGUUCAUUAGAAUAUAUUGAAAGUGAACAGUGUGACAGGUUCCGUCGAUUUGCAGAGUCAGUGAUCAAGCAUGAAUUUCGAAAGCUGAAGAGUGAGAAGGAAGUAAAUACCAUACCAUACGUUACUACCUUCCGUUGUAAUCAAGAAAGUCAUGGGCUUUGGGGUAGCAAAGCUAUCAUUAAACUGGAACAGACUGAGACUUCGAAACGGGUCCCUUGUCCAGACCUCGGCCCGCAUGCUAUCACCACCAAAGAAGCGAUGAGUGAAUGGUAUACUGACAAUAGACUACCGAUAGAAAUCCCCAAAGCAUCGCUUAGUGAAAAAAUAUUGAGUAAAGUAUCACAACACGUAGGUCACAACUGGCAAACAUUGGGUCAUGAACUUGGGAUCACACAGGUUCAGAUUGAGCAUGUUAUUGAAGAGAACCCAAAUAGUACAUCAAGGAGAAUUUAUGCAAUGCUUUUUAAAUGGUUUAAACAAGAGGCGGACUUGGCUACUUUAGAUGUUUUAAUUGGAGCAAUGCAGCGAUGCCCAACUGUUAGCGUGGACUGGGAUAAAAUAAGAAACAUCAUUGACGACCUGCAUUGAAAAAGCUUACAACACUGCACAGAAAAACAGUUCGGCUGAAAUGUACAUUACUUUACAUGUACUGGUUUGGAACCAGUAGCCGGAAACAUUUUCCUAUCUCGGCUCCAUUAUUUUCUCAAAAAAUAUUUGACAUAAAUCCGUACUGCACAAACUUCAGCUCCGUCUGCAUCCGAUGUUGUAAUCAGCAUCGCGUUUUGACGUAAAUUGUGGUUUCCAUUGGGCCUCAAAUGGGGUCACAAAAAGAAGUUAUUUUCCCCAUGAGGUAAACCAGUAGCCGGAAAAAUAUUUCGACGAUAUUUUGCCGUUAUUUAGAUAUCAAAAUAAGUGAUUAAACUAUUUUUACACA
Molecule: messenger RNA, 6609 nt
Organism: Mercenaria mercenaria
Lineage: Eukaryota; Metazoa; Mollusca; Bivalvia; Venerida; Veneridae
Exons: 17
Coding region: 144-6263 (2039 amino acids)
Biological process (GO): regulation of exocytosis; signal transduction; protein secretion
Molecular function (GO): GTP binding; protein binding; GTPase activity
Source: RefSeq, a predicted model, not a curated record